AUGGCAUUGUUUCGCAAACUGUUCUACAGGAAGCCGCCUGAGGGCUUGCUUGAGAUCUGUGAGCGGGUCUACGUCUUCGAUUGUUGUUUUACAAUGGAUUCAUGGCAAGACAAAGACUACAAAGGGUACAUAUGUGGAAUAGUUGGCCAGCUUAAAGACCACUUCCCUGAUGCAUCAUACCUAGCAUUCAAUUUCCGUGAAGGAGAGACACAAAGUCAGAUUGCUGAUGUGUUGUCUGAAUACGACAUGACUAUCAUGGAGUAUCCUCGGCACUACGAAGGCUGCCCUUUGCUCACAAUGGAAGUCGUUCACCAUUUCUUGAGAUCAGGGGAAAGUUGGCUUUCGCUCGGACAGCAAAAUUUGCUGCUGAUGCACUGUGAAAGAGGUGGUUGGCCGAUUCUCGCCUUUAUGCUGGCAGCACUGUUGAUAUAUAGAAAGCAAUACAGUGGAGAGCAGAAGACAUUGGACAUGAUCUAUAGACAAGCUCCCCGUGAGCUUUUGCAGUUCUUGUGUCCUCUAAACCCUAUUCCUUCUCAGCUGAGAUAUUUACAGUAUGUUUCAAGAAGAAACGUGGCUACAGAGUGGCCACCAUUGGAUAGAGCUCUCAACUUGGACUGUGUCAUCAUGAGAUUCAUCCCAAAUUUUGAUAGAGAGGGUGGUUGUCGUCCUGUGUUCCGUAUAUAUGGACAGGAUCCCUUUCUUGCUUCAGAUAGAACUCCUAAGUUCUUGUACUCCACUCCUAAGAAGAACAACACUUUCCGGGCUUAUAAGCAGGCAGAAUGUCAGCUAGUUAAAAUUGAUAUCCAUUGCGCAAUCCAAGGUGAUGUUGUGAUGGAGUGUGUCAGCAUACGUGACGAAAUGGAGAGCGAAGAAAUGAUGUUUCGAGUAGUUUUUAAUACGGCUUUCAUCAGGUCAAACAUCUUGAUACUCAACCGUGAUGAAAUCGACAUAUUGUGGGAUGCUAAAGAUCUAUUUCCAAAGGACUUCAGAGCUGAGAUUAUUUUCUCAGAGGUUGAUGCCCAUGCUUCUGUUAUCUCUAUGGAUUUCUCUGGCCUUGAGGAGAAGGAUGGCCUUCCAGUUGAAGCUUUUGCCAAAGUUCAUGAGAUAUUCAGCAGUGUUGACUGGUCAUCACCACAUGCAGAUGUAGCAUUUAACAUGCUCCAGCAAAUGCAUGACAUGGAUUUGGGACACAGUGCAGAACAAAGUCCUCAGAGUCGGGAAAGCAGUCCAGGAAUGCAUCAUGACAGAAGGAAGAGAGAACGGUUGACGAGGAACUCACUACUCUCAUGGGAAAAUGCUGAAGGUCUCGUCUCGCCAGAGUUAUCUCCACAUACAAAAAGUUCCCCGGAUGAGCAGCAAAAUCUUGAGACUGAUAAAGAGGCACCACCGACGACUCCUUUGGAUCUCACCAUUAAAGAUUUGUUACGUGACAAUGCCUCACUUGAGAAUGCCGAGAUCUCACUGCAAAGGAUGCUGAAGAACUCGCUAGCGCAAAAUUUGGACCAUUUGAACUCACCAAAUUCAGUUUCACCUACUCGAUCGGUUGAAGCUGAACAUAAUGUUUCCAGUCAGAUGCCUCAACCAGCAACCAGCAGUGGCAUUUGCAGCGCCGAGACCAGAAGUGCUUCUGAUUCAUCAUCAAGUACUCAACUACAACCUGCCAUCUCUUCUGCAGCUGAGAAGCUCCUUCUGUGUGCACAGUCAUCAGCAAACCACCAUACUGCUCCUCCCAAGGCUCUCUUGACUUCACUACUCCCUUCUGCUUCACCACCACCACCGCCACCACCACCUCCAUCAACUUCUGCUUUGGAAGAGAAUGUUGUUAAAGCUAAACCUCCUCCCCCACCAUCACCACCACCACCUCCUCCUCCAUCAACUUCUGCUUUGGAGAAGAAUUCUGUUAAAGCUAAACCUCCACCACCACCUCCUCCAUGUCCAGAGAAAGCUACAAGUCCUUCAACGGCAUCACCUCCGCGACCUUUACCUUCUUCUGCACUCCCUGCUCCACCCCCUCCUCCGCCACCGCCUCCUCCUCCUCCUGUACCGUCUGUGUCUUCAUCUACCCCUCCUCCUCCCACCUCCAGGCACCAAUAUGCUCCUCCUCCACCACCUCCUCCUCCUGGUGCUGCUAGACAUACUUCUUCUGCACCACCGCCACCACCACUUCCUCAUUCUUUAGCACCUCCUGCUCCUCCUCCCCCUCCUCGUUCUUCUGCAACUGCUCCAUCUGCACCGGCGCCGCCACCUCCUCCGCCUUUGGCUAAUGGUACUUCAAGAGCAGGUAGUGGUGGCGAUGCCUUGUCUGGACCUCCAUCAACUGUGCCGCCAUCUCCUGCUCCGCCAAUGAGUGCUGGCCUGGGGGGAAAGGGACGGUUGUCCCGCACCAUAAAGAACAAUCAGAAAAAGUUGAAGCCUUUGCAUUGGUUGAAGUUAACAAGAGCUGUGCAAGGAAGCUUGUGGGCUGAGGCACAAAAAUCAGGAGAAGCCUCCAAAGCUCCAGAGAUUGAUAUGUCAGAACUUGAGAGUCUUUUUGCCGCAGCAGCACCAAAUCCAGAUCGAGGGGGGAAAUCGAUGGCACGUAGCUCUCGUGGGCCUAAGACUGAGAUAGUGCAGCUGAUUGACCACAGACGAGCCUACAACUGUGAAAUCAUGCUUUCGAAGGUUAAGGUUCCACUGAAUGAAUUGACGGGUUAUGUUUUAGCUCUGGAGGAUUCCGCAUUAGAUGUAGAUCAAGUAGAAAAUCUGAUCAAGUUUUGUCCAACAAAAGAGGAAAUGGAACUCCUUAAGGGCUACACUGGAGACAAGGAAAAGUUGGGAAAGUGUGAACAGUUCUUCUUAGAGUUAAUGAAAGUUCCAAGAGUAGAAGCUAAGCUCAGAGUUUUUGCUUUUAAGAUGCAGUUCCGUUCUCAGGUCUCUGACCUCAGGAAUAGCCUAAAUACAGUGAACUCUGCCGCAGAACAGAUCAGGAAUUCUGCCAAAUUAAAGAGAAUCAUGCAGACUAUUCUCUCAUUGGGUAAUGCUUUGAACCAAGGAACUGCUAGGGGUGCUGCUAUUGGAUUUAGGUUGGACAGCCUACUUAAACUGACCGAUACCCGGGCAAGGAACAACAAAAUGACUCUCAUGCACUAUCUUUGCAAGGUUCUUGCUGACAAGUUACCGGAUCUUCUUGACUUCUCCAAAGACCUGCCCAGUUUGGAACCUGCGUCCAAGGUACAAUUGAAGUUCUUAGCAGAAGAAAUGCAAGCGAUAAGCAAAGGACUUGAAAAGGUCAUGCAAGAGCUAUCUUCCUCGGAGAAUGAUGGUUUUGUUUCUGAGAAUUUUUGUAAGACGCUUAAAGAGUUCCUCCGAUUUGCUGAAGCUGAAGUGAGGUCACUGGCUUCGUUGUACUCUGGAGUGGGAAGAAAUGUGGAUGCAUUGAUUCUUUACUUUGGAGAAGAUCCAGCCCGUUGCCCAUUCGAACAAGUUUGUUCGACUCUGGUCAACUUCGUGAGACUAUUCAACAAAGCUCAUGACGAGAACUGCAAGCAGCUUGAAAUUGACAUGAAGAAAGCAGCAGAGUCCGAAAAGAACCAAGUAGCUGUAGAUCCAUCCCAGACCAACUCGUUGCUGCAAACUGCAGUCCAGGCCAGGAGUGUCAAAUGA
Molecule: messenger RNA, 3642 nt
Organism: Linum trigynum
Lineage: Eukaryota; Viridiplantae; Streptophyta; Magnoliopsida; Malpighiales; Linaceae
Source: the annotation of a GenBank genome assembly